CUGCAUAGCUUCAGGAUCUUCAUACUUUGUAAACAACUCGAGUCGAAAACUUUCAGCGGGGGUGAGUCCGAAUUUGACAGAAGUUGCAUUUUCUGAGACCCCAGGAUCUCUCCCUCAAGUGUCUGAUAGACUCAGGGUUUGGUUCAGUAAUGAAGGACUCGCCUGGUGAUGAAGAAAUUUCUUGCGCAUCAAUGGAUGAAAAUGGACUCAGGAGGAGAAAGACCGGGUAAUAGCUUUAUACUAAAUGGGAGUAGCUAUCACUGCAAAUGAAGGAAACUAUUCUGCGGAGAACAAUUUGAGGAAAAUGAUGCGUUUGAAAAUGUAAAAUUUGAUGAUUUUACUGGUGAGACUUUUAGGGAGAAAGAGGUAAUCGAGUUAGGUGAUGAAAAUAUUAUAACAGAAACUGGGUACGUUGGUGUCCUUACAAGUGAGAACAAUACAUCCAAAGAAGACACACAACGUGACACGAAAGACGACAAUGAUUAUAUUGAUUAUCUGGCAAAUAUUCUUUCAACAACGGGGUUCUCAAGCCCACAUUAUCUAGACAGAUCGAAAACAAGUUCAACUCGCCUAUCACAAGAUGUUAGCGGUAAGGAAAUAUCUCUUCGCCACACCACAGAAACAAUACUGUUAGAGUAACAAAUAAGAUAAAUGCUGUUGAUGUAUUAAAAGGAUCUGAGCUGUUAUCGAGACAGGAGAUAGCAAACAUCGUAAGCGGACCCAUGGAGAACAUGGAAUUAGAUAAUAGUUUAUCAGGAUUUAAAAUAAGUGGAUUGUCUGAUAAAAAAGGCCUCAUGCAAAGCACAUCAGUGGGUAGGAGGAGUAGUUAUGAACAGAUAGCGUGUAGCAACGCUAGAAAUCGAGAGACGGACACCAAGCAAGGCAAUGGUGAACGACUAACAAGUGAUACGGAAGGUAUAAGAGUUAAAGAGACGGGUGUUGAGCAACGUAAUAGUGAAAGUGUAGCAAUCGAAAUUGAUAGUGUAAGACUUCCAGAAGAGAAGCUGCAAGUCAAUGAUGAGCAGAUAGUGGUUGACAUCGCUAAAAUUCAAGUAACGGGCAUCGGGCAAGUAAACACUAAAGAAAAAAUUAUUGCUGAAAGUGCUGGAGUUCAAGAGACGUCCAUUAAGCAAGGUAUAUGUGAAAGAAUUACAAAUUAUACUGAUACUUCUAGCCUCCGAUUAGAGAAAGGCGAAGCACAAGUUAAAAAAGGGGUUUCUAUAGCAGGGCUUGGUGAGACCGAGUUAACGUUACUAGAAGACGGGGAGAACGCUGAAUCAGAAACUAAGGAAUCUAAAAUUUCUAGAAGUCCGAUAAGUAUAUCUGUUCCUGUAAAAGUCGGAGAUGAAAAAACAAAGGGAUAUGUUUACAACGUUUUAAAAAAAGAAAUAAGCAAUAAUUCAGAAAGUGACUACAGUGUCAUCAAUAGAAGUAAAACGAUACCAUUGCUGAAGAAAGGCAAUUUCCAUAUUACAAAAUUUCCUAAAAGAUCCUGGCGAGCUAUAAUGACAAGUAAAAAGGAUGGUUUUUUAGAGCUAAAGACCUCAACACCUCAAGAGGAUAGGGAAGACGAGGAGGGCAGGCGACAGAAUGAGAAUCAAAGGGAAGGCAAAAUGGCAAAACACACACGGAGAUUAUCCAUUGCAAGGCUGCAAGCGCAAUUGAAACUUCGAACACAGAAGUUUGAAAAUAAAAGACUAAAUUUGCCGGGUUUUGGAGAGGACAGAAAUGAGCUAUCCGAUGAGCAAACAUCGAUAUCACUUAGUGACUACGACGCGUUCUCACGAAGGCCGUCGGCAUUACCUUCACCGGUGCGCCAUGCGUCAAUAGACAGUCAAAGCUCCAAUGUACCCUUCAUGACGGAGGACUUAUUUAAAUAUUACGAGCGCAAAAACUUGGGCCAACAGAAAGAGAUAAAGAAAAAAUUCCGUGCGAGCAUAGCAGAAGCCAAGAAGACGUUACUUGAAGCAAGGAUCCUGGCCCAAGAACAGACAGCAGCGAAGAGAUUCGAGGAAGCUUCCAGAAAACAUCGAAGUCUCCAGCGAUUACGUGCAGCCAGGAGAGACGAAGAGUCCACCUCACCAGGAGCGGAGAUUAAAUCCCAAAAACAUGUCCUCCGGACACAGAGGUUCAAGCAGGAGACACUUACAGCUGAGAUGAGCAAGAAGAAUCAACAGGAGAUGCGUGAGGUUCGUAAGGUCCAGUCGGAGAUGGAUAGAGCCAAAGCCAAGCGAUUACAGACGCUGAUCAAGCUACAGACUAAUGUGCACGAGCUGGUCAAGACCGAGGCGUCUACUGUCGACCCAAACAUCAAGGUAAAGCUUCGAAAGAGAAAAGACUCAGAGCGCAUCGAAAGAUACGAGGUGGAAUGUCUAAUCUCUGAGCUCAGAUGUCUCAAUCUUCACGACUACGCCAAACAUCUAUUACAAACGCUACGGAACAAGGAUGAGAUGGAGGUUAACCUGAGGGAGGAACUGAGAAACGAGCGGAAGCGAAUGGCGGACUUGGCAAAAAAACAGAAGCAGGAGGAGCAAGAAAGGCUAAGAGAGGAGGAGAGGCAGAGAAAGCUGCAGGAGAAAGAGCGGCUUGCUAGAGAGAAGCGAGAAAGGGAGGAAGAAGAAAAGAAAAGAAGAAAGGAAGAGGCGGUCAAGCGUAGAGAACACAAUAUGAAGUUCUGGGAUAGUUACACCGAAUCCGUCCUGGCGACGGAGAUAACUCGAUCAUUCACCUUCUCAUUCCUCCCUGCCCUCAAACAGAACAAAAAGAAAGAUAAGGAGGAAGCCCGUGAACUACCUGCGCGCUUAAAAACCGUCGAGUCUAGGUAUAUGCAAUCACGACAUCAUAACAAAUAACAUCCCGUCUGAUGGGUGUGUGCACAAAAUGUGACGCCAUGCUUAUCUAUAUUCAUAUACGACACAAAAUGUCUACACAUUUCAUUGUGUAGCUUGGCAGUGAAAAAAAGGUGAAGAAGUCGUUAAUUUCAUAAAGUUUGCCCGGGGGGGGGGGACUUCGAGAAAAACAGACAGGGGUGCUCGACAGCAAAAUAAUUUUUAACCCUAAGGGAUAGCACUAAGGGCGUGGUCAACAACAAUUCUUACCCCUAAGAGAUAGCACAUUGGGUGUUGUCGAAGGAAUUUUUAACCCUCAGAGAAAGCAUUAAAAAACAAUGCUCGUUUUAAUUGGCUAAUGGAUCCUGUAUUUUUAUGUUACCGACAAAAGAGUCGAAAAUAUUAACCGAUUAGUUGACUUGUGGUUUACUGUAAAAUACGUUUCGAGCAAUUGGGCCACCAUUUAGCGUGAGACACCCUAAAAGAUAGCAGAAUCGGAAAAAUCCUCCUCCCCCUGCGUGAAAACCCCUAAAAGAUAGAAGAAUCGGAAAAAUCCUAAACCACCCCCUAAGAGAUAGCAGUUGGUAAUUAUUUUGUACCCUAAAAGAUAGGUCGUGCACCCCCGUCUACUUUUCUGGAGAGUCCCCCAGGGAAAGUUUGCCUACAAUGAUGAUGUCCUGGUUCAUAUUUCAAGCUAACUUCUUCGACAAUCGGAAUUUAGGUGAUUUAUAUAUUAUCAUCUUUUACAGAUCUAUUUGUCUUACUUACCACCCAAUUCUUUUACAAUAGAGAAUUUAUAUAAUAAUAUAAAAAUAAAAUCCAUGAAGCCAGUUUUUCAGUAUUGAAGAUGGUGAUGGAGAAGAAAGCAUAGAUGGGAGAUGAAUGCAUGUGUGAAAAUUGCAUGAAAUUAAUUAAGUGAAGCAAAAAGAAACUAUUCCCUAAUUCCCUUCUUGUACCCCCUGAUUUUUGCACACAGAGUACAUGAGUACCGGGUACACAGAGUACAUGAGUACAGGGUCACAGAGUACAUGAGUACAGUGUACACAGAGUACAUGAGUACCGGGUACACAGAGUACAUGAGUACAGGGUACGCAGAGUACAUGAGUACCGGGUACACAGAGUACAUGAGUACCGGGUACACCGAGUACAUGAAUACAGGGUACACAGAGUACAUGAGUACCGGGUACACAGAGUACAUGAGUACAGGGUACGCAGAGUACAUGAGUACAGGGUACACAGAGUACAUGAGUACAGGGUACACAGAGUACAUGAGUACAGGGUACACAGAGUACAUGAGUACAGGGUACACAGAGUACAUGAGUACCGGGUACACAGAGUACAUGAGUACAGGGUACACAGAGUACAUGUCUAUGAUAUAUGAAAAAAGGUAUGUACUAUUUACCUACUUAUGAGCUUUUCUUUUAUCAAAACCAUCAGACAUCAUGGUUCAUCAGGAAAGCAAUCUCCUUUUUCUAGACACACUUCCUGUUCUCCUGUACACAAAAGGGAAAACCCUUAGUUCAUGAGGAACACUAAGUCUACAAGGAACUUUUAGAUCAGACUUAAAGAAUUUAGAUCUAUUUUUUUUCCUCAAAUCCGUCCAAGGAGAAGUGGGGUAACUUCCCCCUAGACCAAAACUGCUAAUGGCUUUCACCAAUAGGCAACUAUAGUGCACGACUGAAAACACAGAAAUGGAUGUGCUUGUCAAACCAGAGAGCAUUAAAAAAAAUAAAAUCCUUCACACUUAA
This is a messenger RNA of Nematostella vectensis (starlet sea anemone), 4576 nucleotides long. Its product is annotated as trichohyalin. NCBI's taxonomy places the organism in Eukaryota, Metazoa, Cnidaria, Anthozoa, Actiniaria, Edwardsiidae. The record is from RefSeq and is a predicted model, not a curated record. The coding region runs from base 723 to 2852 and encodes 709 amino acids. The transcript is spliced from 3 exons.